AUGAGCGAACUCCAAAGAUCCUUUGCCAAACCCAAAUUGGCCAGAUCGCUCUCAGAGGUAUUAAUGGCAGAACAGGUUGGUGUACUGAAUGAGAGCCCAGAUGAGGAUAGCUCUUCGACCUCCUCAUUAUCAUCCACGGGUACAUUAGUUCCGUCGCCAACGAGACAUCUUUUCGCCCGAACCAGAAAUAUACAACCAAGCCAAUCCCUACAAUGGACAGACUUCUUUGAGCAAGACCUAUUCUUGACUCAAGAACUGCAGAAUCUGCAUAUCAUCCAUCAUGUCUACCUUACCUCGCCAAAUCCUUCAGGUCCACUCUUCGUGAUGCAUCACGGUGCAGGCUCCUCCGGCCUCUCGUUCGCAACAUGCGCAGGGGAGAUCCGGAAAAUCCUCCCGAAGGCUGGCGUCCUAUCCAUUGAUGCAAGAGGUCAUGGUCGUACAAUGAUGAUCUCCAAUCCGGGAGAUUCUCAUACGGAACACCCCUCUAUCGCGACAGCUGCGGAAGCUGAGGCCGCAAGUCAGAUUGAACUAGAUUUGAGACUUGAAACAUUAAGCCGGGACCUCGUCUAUGUGAUUCGCAAGACCCAGGAGCGAAUGAGAUGGGAAACAUUACCAGAAAUCGUCCUUGUUGGUCACAGCCUGGGUGGAGCUGUUAUUACCGAUGUCGCUAAAAAUGGCGAGCUGGGUCUGAGUGUCCUGGCUCAUGCGGUAUUAGACGUAGUUGAGGGCUCUGCCAUGGAUGCACUGCAAAGCAUGGAAAAAUACCUUUCGACCCGACCGACCCGCUUUCCAUCCCUAGAAUCGGGAGUUGAAUGGCACACACGAUCCCGUACAAUCCGAAACACCACCUCUGCUCGGGCUUCUGUUCCUUCUUUAAUAUAUGAAGAAGUUCAACCAACCGAUCCCUCUCGUCCUUGGGUCUGGCGCACCAAUCUAUCUGCAACCAAACCAUUUUGGGAAAAUUGGUUUAUUGGCCUGAGUAGGAAGUUUCUCGAGGCGAGGGGUGGAAAACUCUUGCUCUUGGCAGGGACAGAUAGGCUGGACAAAGAACUAAUGAUUGGUCAGAUGCAAGGUAUUUUUCACUCAUCUAUGCCUUUGUGCAAAGUUAACGCUCAAUUCCUUGAACAGGAAAAUAUCAACUCCAAGUUUUUCCGGACGCAGGCCACUUUUUGCAAGAAGAUCAACCCACGAAGACAGCACAGGUCCUGGCAGACUUUUAUAAACGCAACGAUCGCAGUGCGUUAG
Penicillium verhagenii is the source of this 1245-nucleotide messenger RNA. It is a transcript of the gene ppe1, whose product is annotated as putative ribosomal protein/carboxylic ester hydrolase (Ppe1). The record is from RefSeq and is a predicted model, not a curated record. The transcript is spliced from 4 exons. Gene Ontology annotation, biological process: protein demethylation. Gene Ontology annotation, molecular function: protein methylesterase activity. The coding region runs from base 1 to 1245 and encodes 414 amino acids. Lineage: Eukaryota; Fungi; Ascomycota; Eurotiomycetes; Eurotiales; Aspergillaceae.